Messenger RNA from Theobroma cacao (cacao), 1613 nucleotides. Its product is annotated as tubulin beta chain-like. Gene Ontology annotation, cellular component: microtubule. Lineage: Eukaryota; Viridiplantae; Streptophyta; Magnoliopsida; Malvales; Malvaceae. Gene Ontology annotation, biological process: microtubule-based process. Gene Ontology annotation, molecular function: GTP binding; structural constituent of cytoskeleton; GTPase activity. The record is from RefSeq and is a predicted model, not a curated record.
GUUCGUUAGAAUUGUUUACUACAAUUCUACCCCCAGGAAUAUCCAUCACCCUAGCCAAAAUGCGUGAAAUUCUACACAUUCAAGGAGGGCAAUGCGGGAACCAAAUUGGAUCAAAGUUUUGGGAAGUUGUUUGUGGGGAACAUGGGAUUGAUCCAACUGGUGGGUACACUGGAAAUUCAGAGUUGCAGCUGGAAAGAAUUAGUGUGUACUACAAUGAGGCAAGUGGUGGCCGGUAUGUGCCUCGGGCCGUUCUCAUGGAUCUUGAACCUGGCACCAUGGACAGCGUCCGGACCGGCCCGUAUGGGCAGAUUUUCCGGCCCGAUAACUUCGUUUUCGGCCAGUCAGGGGCUGGAAACAAUUGGGCUAAGGGGCAUUACACUGAGGGAGCAGAGCUUAUUGAUUCAGUUCUUGAUGUUGUCAGGAAGGAGGCUGAGAAUUGUGACUGCCUACAAGGAUUUCAAGUCUGUCAUUCACUUGGGGGAGGAACAGGGUCUGGAAUGGGAACUCUGCUUAUAUCUAAGAUACGAGAAGAAUAUCCAGAUCGGAUGAUGCUUACAUUUUCUGUCUUCCCAUCUCCGAAGGUGUCAGACACUGUGGUAGAACCUUACAAUGCUACUCUUUCGGUUCAUCAGCUGGUGGAAAAUGCUGAUGAGUGUAUGGUUCUGGACAAUGAAGCACUCUAUGACAUCUGCUUCAGGACUCUAAAGCUGGCUACCCCAAGCUUUGGGGACUUGAACCAUCUGAUCUCUGCAACAAUGAGUGGUGUAACCUGCUGCUUACGAUUCCCGGGUCAGCUUAACUCUGACCUUCGAAAGCUAGCUGUGAACUUGAUCCCAUUCCCAAGACUUCACUUCUUCAUGGUGGGGUUUGCUCCUCUAACAUCUAGAGGAUCACAGCAAUACCGUGCACUCACGGUCCCUGAGCUGACACAACAGAUGUGGGAUGCCAAGAACAUGAUGUGUGCAGCUGAUCCACGCCAUGGUCGUUACCUUACAGCAUCAGCCUUGUUUAGAGGCAAAAUGAGCACAAAAGAAGUUGAUGAGCAAAUGAUGAAUGUGCAAAACAAAAACUCUUCCUACUUUGUUGAGUGGAUUCCAAACAAUGUUAAAUCUAGUGUUUGUGACAUCCCACCACAAGGGCUUUCCAUGGCUUCAACUUUUAUUGGGAAUUCAACUUCAAUACAGGAGAUGUUCCGGAGAGUGAAUGAACAGUUCACAGCCAUGUUCAGGAGGAAGGCCUUCUUGCAUUGGUAUACUGGCGAAGGAAUGGAUGAGAUGGAGUUUACUGAAGCAGAAAGUAACAUGAGUGACCUUGUCGCAGAGUAUCAGCAGUACCAGGAUGCCACAGCUGAUGAAGAUGAUGUGUAUGAAGAGGAUGAUGGGGACGGUGAGAAUUGAAGGUGUUCAGCUAAUGUGCUGCUAUAUAUGUUACGUGCAGCAAUUAAUCACUAUUGAAAUGUUAUGAGUUUGAGUAAUUCCCUAAAGGCUUCUUCCGUAAAUGCAGCACUAAGGAAGCUAGUAGUAAGCACUUCGUUAGCUAGCCUUUCUAUUGGUACCUUUUGUUACUUUUAUGGAGGGGAAACCCUUUUAUCCAAUUGCUGUUUUUUUUUUUGC